Molecule: messenger RNA, 1901 nt
Organism: Manihot esculenta (cassava)
Lineage: Eukaryota; Viridiplantae; Streptophyta; Magnoliopsida; Malpighiales; Euphorbiaceae
Product: ethanolamine-phosphate cytidylyltransferase
Exons: 8
Coding region: 241-1467 (408 amino acids)
Biological process (GO): phosphatidylethanolamine biosynthetic process
Cellular component (GO): cytoplasm
Molecular function (GO): ethanolamine-phosphate cytidylyltransferase activity
Source: RefSeq, a predicted model, not a curated record
UUCUGAAGCAUACAUUUCAAUUCUCAGAUACCGACAUACGAAAGUGAAGCCCUAAACCGCCUUGGGAGAGAGAAAGAAAAGGGGAAGAAAAAGCUAAAGAAGGCGACAGGUGUGAAGCUGAAGGCAAAUCUCUUUGGCUGGGUGGGAGAAGUCUUUAAAGUAAUUUGCAUUUCGGAGUUUUAAAGUAGCAUUUGGGAAUUCCAUUUUUUGUUUUGUGCCUAUUUUUGAAUUUCUCAAGCAAUGGCUUCCGAUGGUAGCAGCCAAUCGGAGAAGGCAAAGAUGGUGGCCACGUGGCUGGGGGUAGCGGUGGGAGUUUGUCUGUUAGGCUUGUAUUUGAAAGGCGGUGAUUUGGAUCAGUGGAGGAGAAUGAGGAGGAAGAAGAAGAAGGUACGUGUUUACAUGGACGGCUGCUUCGACAUGAUGCACUACGGCCACUGUAACGCUCUACGGCAAGCGCGUGCUCUGGGGGAUGAAUUGGUGGUGGGCGUCGUUAGCGACGCUGAAAUCAUAGCGAACAAAGGUCCUCCUGUUACUCCUCUUCACGAGAGAAUGAUUAUGGUUAAGGCCGUCAAGUGGGUGGAUGAGGUGAUUCCGGACGCGCCAUAUGCAAUCACCGAAGAUUUCAUGAAGAAGCUGUUCGAAGAGUACAAUAUCGAUUAUAUAAUCCACGGGGAUGACCCCUGUGUUCUUCCCGAUGGAACUGAUGCCUAUGCCCUUGCUAAGAAAGCUGGCCGCUACAAGCAGAUUAAGCGCACCGAAGGAGUUUCAAGCACUGAUAUAGUUGGUCGAAUGUUACUUUGUACGCGAGAGAGAUCAAUUAGUGAUAGUCACAAUCACUCAUCUCUACAAAGGCAGUUCAGCCAUGGUCAUAGCCCGAAAUUUGAAGACCGUGGAUCUGGAACUGGAGCCGGUACUCGCGUUUCUCAUUUUCUUCCUACUUCUCGUAGAAUUGUUCAAUUUUCGAAUGGCAAGGGGCCAGGUCCUGAUGCUCGCAUAGUUUAUAUCGACGGCGCUUUUGAUCUUUUUCAUGCUGGACAUGUUGAGAUCCUGAGGGUUGCUCGAGGGCUUGGUGAUUUUCUUCUUGUUGGAAUACACAAUGAUCAGACUGUCAGUGCUAAAAGAGGUGCACAUCGCCCUAUUAUGAAUCUUCAUGAAAGAAGUUUAAGUGUUUUGGCUUGUCGGUAUGUGGAUGAGGUGAUAAUUGGUGCUCCAAGUGAAGUUUCUAAAGACAUGAUAACAACCUUUAACAUCUCUUUAGUAGUACAUGGAACAGUAGCGGAAAACAUUGAAUAUGAGAAGGAACAAAGCAAUCCAUAUGCUGUUCCAAUUAGUAUGGGUAUCUUCGAGGUCUUGGAAAGCCCUCUGGAUAUUACAACUUCCACAAUAAUUAGGAGGAUCGUAGCAAAUCAUGAAGCGUACCAGGUUUACUUCGGGAUUCUAUCUUAUGUAAAAAUAGUGGAAACGUAAUGAGAAGAAGGCAGAAAGUGAGAAAAGGUAUUAUGAAGAUAAGACUUAUGUAUCAGGGGAUUGAGCCGAGAUCAGAUCACACUUGACAGUAGGUGAUUGCUUUUAUUAUUAUUAAUAACUUGUACUAACAUUACAUGUGACUCUUAACUGGUUGUGAUUUAGUUGCAACCUGAUUGUUAAGGUCACAUGCUGUUGCUGAGCUAGUCUUGAUAGGUAAUUUUUAUUUGUAUUUCUACCUUUUUUGGUUCUUACACUGCUCUUGGAAUUGGAUCCAAGGCACUGAUAGCGAAAUUGAGGAAUUGAAAAUGUGGGUUUGUUAGGAAAGACAUGUAUGAGUAGCAAGAGCAUCAGCAGUUGAGCAUUCAUCCAAUUACGUCAUCUCCAUGGAUACGACAUUAUUUAUUCAGUAUCAAUAAUGGAGAAUUUUACUAUUA